CAUAGGCAGGCGACACCGCGGCGGCAGAGCGCUGCACGACCUCCGCCUCCCCAAUCCGCCCCGUCUCCUUGCCCGCCGCCCCCCGACUCCCGUCUCCUCGCAUUCGCUCACCGGUGAGCAUCCUAAUCCAUCCCAUCCGGCCUCGGCCUCGAAUUUCGUCUCCUCGCCCGCCGCUUGCGCCGAUCCCCAUCCUGCGAGCAGAGGUGGCGCCCGGCGUCCUCCUGCUUCCACCGCAUCGUCUAUCGCCGGUGACCAUCCCUCCCUCCCUAUCCACACCUCAUCAGGUAUUCUGCGUUAUCCCUCAAAAAAGUUUGGGGGUUCAACCGAAAACCGACCCCUCAACCGAAACAGGAUGGCGGAGCUGACCACAGCCGCUGAUGUCACCGCCGCCCCGCCGCCUCCACCUGGGCCAACUCCACCACCGGAGCCCGUGGUCACGGCCACGGUCGUUGCCGAGCAGAAGGUCUCUCCUACUGCUCCUCCGCUCGAUGUGCCGGCACCCGCACCGCCGCCGCCGAAGAAGCGUAAGGUGGAGGAGGCGGGGUUCCAUAACUCCGCCUACUACAAGAUCCGGGCCACCGUCGCCGACCUCCGUGUUCGUUUCGUGCAGGUUUACGAAGCUACUGAUUUCCGAAACAGUGAUGCUGCUCGCGAGAUUCUGAAAGAGAUCAAGGUAGUCAUGGAGCUAGCCAAGAAAAUGAGGCAUGACCUCGGUGCCACUUUUGAACCUGCUAAGCCACCAGAGAAGCCUUUAGCUGGAGUUGUGAAGGAUGGGCCAGUGGAACCACCUCCAUCUGCAGAAAACAAUCACGCUCCUCAGACAGAGAAGAUGGGGGAAACACCAAGAAGUGAGAUUGCGCAAGGGUCUUGUGUGACAGGUGGAUCUCCUAUCGGCUGGAAUUUUCUUGUGUGGCCUGGGGGUGAGGUGGUUUACUACGGGCGGACAAAAGAAGUGUUUCGGGCGGGUCAAGCUGAAAAUUAAAAUGUGGUGUUCACCCUGUCUUCUGACUGGUAAAGUGGUAAUGUAUCAUUCAAUUGUGGUAGGACGAUUUAUAGAAUGUGGUGUUCGCAUUCAGUCUUUCUGACCGGCAAUGUGCCAAUGUAUGUACUAUUCAAUUGUGCGAGGAAUGGAGGAUGAAUCGUAGUAGAUCUUAGCAUUCUGUUGACUGAGGUAAUGUACUACUGUAUUCAAUUGUGGGAGGGUGAUUUUUGCUAAACAUCUGUUAGUACUAUGUACUAACUGAUUUCUGCAUGACA
Molecule: messenger RNA, 1257 nt
Organism: Oryza sativa Japonica Group (Japanese rice)
Lineage: Eukaryota; Viridiplantae; Streptophyta; Magnoliopsida; Poales; Poaceae
Source: RefSeq, a predicted model, not a curated record